AAAAGUUACCGGUAGUUUCAAGAUCCUAUUCCACUUUUCUUUCGCAGUAUAGAUUGUUUUUCUUCGACAGAGCUCGAAUGGAAAUUGACUCCACUUUUUUUUUUACCGGAAGCAUUACACAGUAUACCUGGAGGAUUAAUUGUACGGUAAUCAGUCAAUUCACCGAGGAAGUCAAAACGAACCGCACAUCAGGUUAUUUAUGCAGAAGACAUCUGUGUUAGAACGAAGUUGUAGUAGUAAACAUCGUUUUGUUCGUCGCACACUAUUUGAUCUGUUACUUGAAACCAAACUGCUGUUUUCACCUCGCAGGUGUAAAUUGUAAGGAAUUUGAAUCAUGAUUUCAUUUUGUAUAUUUCCAUUGCACUGGUUUAUCCUACUCAACUGUUUUGACACUACGGUGCCCCUAGUGAUCCAAUUGUGAGAAUAUUUAGUUGCUCGUGACACUAGAGAGAUUGGAUUAUCUUUUACUUGAUUUUUCUGAUUACGUGGAUUCAUCAUUGGAAACAAUAUUCGGUAUAUCUCUCCCACGUGGUUACAGAUAUUGUGUAUUGAUACAUUUGUUUAAAUUUCGGGGUUAACGUUAUUUAAAUGUGACGUGUUAUCAUCUCAAAAUAGUGGAACUCUGUGGAACAAGGACAUUUGCUCUGAGUUUUGACUUGACCAGAAUCAAUAGCCCCACACGGAUAUCAAACUCCUGGUAGCCUUCAUUAACCCAGUGGUUAAAACAUGAAGUAACAAAUAUUCCUCUUGAAAAAUAAGUAAAACUGCAAGUCCGUAUAAUCAAAUCGGAUCGCAUACUACUCAGUUUCUUCAACUACAUUCAUGGAAUAGGCUAAUUAAUGGAACACUGAACAAGAUAUUCGUAUAUAUUAGAUGGGCCUAGCGAUCAGAUGUAUUCUUGUCUUGUUUUGAUGUGCAAUGUUGACGGAUCAACGCGGAUAUUUCCGUAUUUCCUGAUGAGCUUACUUACCUUAUCAAAAGACUCGUGGUGUAGCAACGGUGCAUUGUCUAGUAUAUAACUACAUCACAUUUUGAAGUCGUCCUUUUCCAAGAUAGUUCCGACUGAAACCCUUACAAAGAACUGAAAAGACCCAAUAAUGGAGAAGCUUCUAACUCUGGUGAUUUCUGUCACCGUGGUUUUAAUUUCAUGCCUGCUAGUCGUUGGAGAAAGCGACGUGAGGAACUAUGGUGGUAAGUUCUUCGCGUUCAGUUUUUUGGCAGACGAUAAACCUGCUCGGAGUAAGGAAACACCAUGUAUGAUCGAUCUCAUCGCGGCCGAUAACAAGAACUCGACCAUCCAUGUGACCAUCCCCGGAAGGAAUUUUGACCUGUCUUUAGUCCUUCCGCCAGGUCAGGUACAACGGGUGAACCUCAGCCUUGGAAACUACUAUCUCUUUGGCAACGAGAAUGCCACUGUGAUCGUCAACUCCACGGGAAGGGUCGGGGUAGUAGCACUUAUGGAACUGUUGCGUCCAUCUGCCGCCUUCAAUGUUUUACCAGCAGAAUAUACUGGGACACACCAUGUCAUAGCUAACAAUUUUAACACAAGAGACACUCAGUUUACCAUAACCUCUCUAGCUGAUAACAACACAGUCCGUGUAUACACGGCACGGGAUAUGAAAUUUACAUGUGAUCACGUUGGUGGUGCCCCUGAUAAUGCUUCGGUUGUGUUGUGGAAGUACGAUACCAUGUUCUGCAGAGGCGAAGGUGUUGAUCUGACAGGAACCUUUGUGACUUCCAAGUACAAUGUUUCAGUCGUUGCCGGUGGGAGGGUCCAGUUUUUCGGGGAUCGUGAGAGGAAGGGGUAUGUCAUGGAGCAAAUGCUACCCCAAAGAGCCUGGGGGAAACACUUUGCCGUUGCACCAUUCGCAAACAUCAACGAGUCGAACUACUUACUCAAGUUUUUAGUUCCAGAAGGUGUAGUAGCAAAUGUUACAAUUAAAGGUUUAAAUUGGACAUCCGACUUCAUCGUUGAAGGACACCCCAACGUAUGGUUUAAUGACUCGAGAGCAUUUGAUCAAGUCGUUGAGAUAAUUGCAAACGAGUCUGUUUCAGUCAUGCAAUAUAUGACGGGAACUUCCGAGCGUGCUGCAAGUUUCCGGAGCGAUCCAAGUAUGUUUAACGUUCCCCCAGUGUCACAAGCUAAACAUAAUCUUCUCGUCGAUGUUUUCCCAUGUGAAAACGAAAAUAUCAUAAACAUCAUCACUAAAUGCACGCAUGUAGCUGGACUGCAGGUGAACGGUACAGAUCUCAAAGUGGAUGAUGGACGUGUAAUAUCUAUUUUGAACGGAACAACGUAUUGCGCCCUCUCAUACGAGCUUGAAGCGGGUCUUCACUGUGUGUCACACAAGAACCCUGAGGCAUCUUUCCAAAUUAUAUUAUAUUCCUGGAAAAUAAAAUCCCAGGGCCAGAAUGCGUACGCCAUGGAGGCUGCUUUGGACGUACCAUCAGAUUACCCAACGUGUAUAGCAGUCACCGAUGAAAACCCAGCAAGCCAGCUCCGAUCCAGUAUUGCUGAUUUGCAAGAGGAAGAUUACUGUGGAAAUGAUACCUCUUUUAACCAGCCUGCAAGUAUUGCCAUGGAAAUAGAACAACUAGCCAUGGACAUGACAGCCACAAUGCUUAAAGAAGGGACACCAGACAUCUUCCAGGAUCUGGGAGUUGCAGUGAUAGAAAUCAGGAGAAUCAACUUGUCCGCUUCAAAUCCGGCUACCAUUGUUUCGGUACCAAGCAAUGACAACUCGACCCAGCCUAAGACAAGAGGUGUGAUCAGUAUGGACAUACUACGGAAACUAGAAAUCCAGGCUUUGAUAUCAAUCGUCUUUCGGAAUCUUGGAGAAAGAAUCGACAAUUGUUCGACUUCAAAUGAUUCAGAGGAUUCGGACCCAUCUGGCACCCGAGAGAUGGUGGGCAGUGAAGUGCUAAGCCUCAGUCUUUACCCACCUGUACCUUCCGAGCAAAAGCUGUCCUCAUCUGUUAGAAUGGUGUUUCCUAUGCAAGGCAGUAUGCCACCACGCUUCGCACACGGUCUUGCCCUCUGUUCGUUCUGGAAUCAUACCCUACGCGGUUGGUCUCAAGAAGGGUGCGUGACAGAAUUUGUCAACUCGUCCUUGGUCGAAUGCGCCUGUGAUCAUCUAACAAACUUCGCAGUCCUCAUGCAAAUAAAUGAAUAUCAGCAGCUUUCCCAAGCCAAUGAGCUCGCAGUUAACUUGAUAACGUCAGUUGGCUGUGGACUGUCGAUAGCGGGCGCCUUCUUCACCAUCUUCACAUUCAUUGUUCUCCGUCUCAAAUCAGACCGUGUGAUGAUUCAUAUCAACCUAGCGAUUGCAGUUGGAAUGGGGCAGAUCAUGUUCCUCUUUCUCGACACGCCCACCAUAAAUCAGGUGCAAUGCACAAUCAAGGCAUCGUUCCUCUACUAUUUCUACAUGUCGGCUUUUUGUUGGAUGUUGAUAGAGGGCGUCAAUCUUUUUCUGCAAGCCGUCGUCGUCUUCAGUAAACCAGGAAGUCGGAUUAAGAUAUAUAUUGUGAUUGGCUGGCUUUGUCCCAUCAUCCCUUUGGGUGCAACGCUCGGAUUUUACAAAGGAGUUCUGGGGGAUGACGUAACUGAUAUCUCAAAUGCUCAUCCUGUAUGUUUUGUGAGGAGGGACGAUGACUCCAUCUGGUUCUUCGUGGUUCCAAUCCUGACCAUCAUUGCUCUCAAUGUCUACUUCGUAUCCAGGGUCAUCUUCGAGAUCAUCAAGCUUGCUGGUGGGCCUCACGUGGUCAAAAACCGUACGACACGAGCAAAACAUGGUGUCAAAGCUUGUGUGAUCCUGUUGCCGGUGAUGGGUUUGACUUGGAUAUUCGGUGUAAUGUGGUAUGACCAAUCAACGAUGGUGUUUAUGUAUCUCUUCGUCAUCUUCAACUCACUUCAAGGCUUCUUUAUCUUCAUUUUCCACUGUCUCUUAAAUUCAGAGGUACGCCGCACUUUCCAGCGAAAGAAGGUGGAAUGGAGGAACUCUUUUUCAAGACGCAGCUCGUUCAAUCUCAACGUGUUCCGAAGCGAUGACUCUAAGAAGAAGCAACAUACUGUUGACAGCAACAAGCUUUCCGCCAUUGCCACGCCCAAUGGUUCCCAUGCCAACCAGAAUAAAGACUGAAGACAGUGUCAUUCAGCUCGCAUCCCGCUUGUGUCUAUAUGUUCUUGAAUCUAUUUUGAUCUUGUAUUCGCUCUGUAUAUGCUGUGAGUUUAUAUAUAUCAUAAUUUGGGGUACUUUUGUGGUUGAAAUAUUGUCCAAUCUAAAAUGUUGAUGUUUUACCUUAGUCAUGUUUGUGUGUGUGAAUGGGUGUGUCUGCGUGUUUUGGUUAUUAAUCAUGAGGGAUUUUUAAAUGGUCUACAAACAAAAAUCCAUAUCCAUUCAACACUGUUUAAAUAUUGCCUUCAGAGGUUCAGAUGGCAACCUAAAUUCGCAAAAAACAGAAAUAUAUACCCAAAUGUUGUAGUGUAUUCCCGAUAUCUAUCCAUGCUGGAUCAAUAUGAUAAUUCACCAAAUAUAUCAAUUAGUAGGCGGUUUCCCGACAGAAUUCGUAUCAUCACGUAUUAGUCAAAGAAUAUUAUUUCACAAGAUUAGUAAUAAGAGCUUCCAUCUCAUUUUUUUUUUAGAUGGGGGCGUUUACAAAACCUUAACCUCAACAAAACUUAAUUUAGUGUGCGUGUGUGUGUGUGUGUGUGUUUG
Messenger RNA from Strongylocentrotus purpuratus (purple sea urchin), 4715 nucleotides. RefSeq names its product adhesion G-protein coupled receptor G6. Gene Ontology annotation, molecular function: G protein-coupled receptor activity. Gene Ontology annotation, cellular component: membrane. Lineage: Eukaryota; Metazoa; Echinodermata; Echinoidea; Camarodonta; Strongylocentrotidae. The transcript is spliced from 16 exons. The record is from RefSeq and is a predicted model, not a curated record. The coding region runs from base 1098 to 4139 and encodes 1013 amino acids. Gene Ontology annotation, biological process: cell surface receptor signaling pathway; adenylate cyclase-activating G protein-coupled receptor signaling pathway.